Messenger RNA from Diceros bicornis minor, 461 nucleotides. RefSeq names its product histone H2B type 1-C/E/F/G/I. The record is from RefSeq and is a predicted model, not a curated record. The coding region runs from base 16 to 396 and encodes 126 amino acids. The transcript has a single exon. Gene Ontology annotation, cellular component: nucleosome. Gene Ontology annotation, molecular function: structural constituent of chromatin; protein heterodimerization activity; DNA binding. NCBI's taxonomy places the organism in Eukaryota, Metazoa, Chordata, Mammalia, Perissodactyla, Rhinocerotidae.
UCGCCACCGUUCAGUAUGCCUGAGCCAGCCAAGUCCGCUCCCGCCCCGAAGAAGGGCUCUAAGAAGGCGGUGACCAAGGCCCAGAAGAAAGAUGGCAAGAAGCGCAAGCGCAGCCGCAAGGAGAGCUACUCCGUGUACGUGUACAAGGUGCUGAAGCAGGUCCACCCCGACACCGGCAUCUCGUCCAAGGCCAUGGGCAUCAUGAACUCAUUCGUCAACGACAUCUUCGAGCGCAUCGCGGGCGAGGCGUCGCGCCUGGCGCAUUACAACAAGCGCUCGACCAUCACGUCCAGGGAGAUCCAGACGGCCGUGCGCCUGCUGCUGCCCGGGGAGCUGGCCAAGCACGCCGUGUCCGAGGGCACCAAGGCCGUCACCAAGUACACCAGCUCCAAGUGAGCCAUCAGCUGCAGAGCAACAGGUCCGUCUUUGUCCACGCCCCAAAGGCUCUUUUUAGAGCCAUC